Molecule: messenger RNA, 2588 nt
Organism: Lingula anatina
Lineage: Eukaryota; Metazoa; Brachiopoda; Lingulata; Lingulida; Lingulidae
Product: ankyrin repeat, SAM and basic leucine zipper domain-containing protein 1
Cellular component (GO): pi-body
Molecular function (GO): protein binding
Source: RefSeq, a predicted model, not a curated record
UUGAGGACAGGCAUGUCGACGAAUUUUGUACCUGCAGGGUAUGACGAUGAAGAUGACGAUUUUGACGAAGAUGGAUUCGAGCUAGAAUGUGAUGAUGGCUUGAAAACUUCUGACAGUGGUAUAGGGGAUACAGGGAAGCAUCCUCAGUUCGAAAAGAUUCCAAACUCAGUCGAACAAGGGACUGCAAGAUUUGGCUUUGGACCUCCACCAAGUCAACAGAAUGGCUUUUCCUUCGGACGUCCAGACCAAGAGUCCAAGACGAGAAGACCAAGGGUUGUUAAUGACCAAGGCUUCUGCACCUCACUGGAUGACUACAGGAGUUCUGUGAUGAGAGGGAAUAUAUGUGCCAUUGUAAAAUACUUAGAUGAAGGAGUAGAUGUGGAUACUGUGCUGAAGUCUGGCUGGACUGCUUUAAUGUAUGCUUCCAACAAUGGACAUCACAAACUGGUUAAACUAUUACUGGAAAGAGGGGCUGACCCCAAUUAUCAAAGAGACCUGUAUACUGCCCUCAUGUCAGCUUGUUCCUCCAACAGCCAGGAAGAUGACAUUCUGGCCUGUGUCACAUUACUUCUUGAAGCUGGGGCCAAUGUCAAUUGCCAUGACAGAAAUUUCACCACACCUCUUAUCUAUGCUGCCAGAGCUGGCCGCUGCAAGGUUGUCAGCAAACUUAUUGAGUAUUCAGCAGAUUUAAAUAAACAGGACACCAGGGGAUGGACUGCUCUAGUAUGGGCAGCAAGCAAAGGACUGACUGCCAUGAUGACUUUAUUGCUAGAGGCAGGAGCUGACCCUAACAAAAAAUGUUCAGAUGGUCAAAAAGCUGUGGACAUAGCCUAUAGUCAGGGACAUGAACAGAUAGUCACAAUAUUGGAAAGAGUGACAGAUGAUAAAAGUUCUCUCAGCAAAUUCAUUCCUCCUCCCCAAUCCAGUGGCUCUCCUGUGAUGAGUAAACCACCAAAGGGCAGCACAAAAGACAAUCAGAAUUUUUACCAGUAUGGUGAGCUAGAGCUAUUUCUGUGUGGGCUGGAGCUGGGAAAUCUUAUCGAACUAUUCCAGGAGCAACAGGUCACUUUCACUGACCUACUUAAGAUGACUGACAGGAAAUUAGAACAGAUUGGAAUCAAACAGAUGGGAAUCAGGAAGAAGAUCUUAGAUGGAGUCCAUGAGGUGCAUAAGAAAGACUGGGAGCAGGGCAGUCUACCAACAGUACAGUACAGUAGGCAGCUAAGUUGUACAGAGGCAGUGGCUGUACUGGCAAACCUCAGCAAGCAUGCAGACUACAUAGGAUGUACAGUGGCUUACAUAAAGGAGCAAAUCAAAGAAGAUCCCAAAUUAUUACAAGCAGGGCAGCAAGGCUAUGGCCACCAGGAUAUGUGCAAACAUACAGAUAAAGCCAUUAGAAAUACACAACAACUGUACACAGAACUUAAUUUACUCAGGGAAAGUUUAGCAAAGGUAACUGAGAAAGAAUACCAGGCUCCUGAUCUUAUUACAACUCCAAACAGGAAAAGGAAAACAAAACGGCUCAGAAGACUGGCAGUUGGGACAUUAAUAGUGGGCUCUCUUCUUGGUAUAUGCUUCUGGAAACGAGACUCUGUUUUAGACUGGAUCAGCAAUGCACGGGAUCAGCUGUGGACACAAUAAUAUAGUAUCACCAAGUUUAUUGUGUGACUUAGGAACACAAUACUUUUCACAUUACCUUGAUAUUAAUACAUGACUACAGGGCACUCCAAGAGUGUAGACCUUUGCCAAGAAAAAAAGGGAAUAAAAUGCUUUAAAUAUACUAGUAGACACAGAUUUAGUUGAAAUUGAUCACUUUUUUCUCUCCUGAAUAACUUUUACAUCCUGGAAAUUUCAUAGUUGGAAGGAUUUCAGAUUGGAUUAUACUGGUGGUGCUUGUACUGUAAAACAUUUUAAUAUGGAUUAUUUCAAUUCUUUCAGAAAAAAAAUGUGAUGUUUAUGGUUUGCUUAUUUAAUUAUAUUUUGCAAAGGGAUGCUGCACUGUUAUUACUGUGAUUAGUUGAAGAAGGAUUUAUGAUGCUUGUAUUGUUGAUGGAUUUCAUAUGAAUGCACAAAAAGAUGUUUAUGUCAUGGGUUUAAAUGUAAUGCAUUUAAUUUAAGUAAAAUUGAGGGAGAGAAAGGUAAGGAGGGAAAUUCACACGCAUGCAUGCGCAUAAAGAAAGUUCAAAAUAUUCUGCAGUCUGACAGGUUGGCAUCGAGGCAAGGUAGGUCCUUAUGAUCUCAUAGUCUUAAAAUACGUUAUUAUCCAUUUUAAUAUAAGUAUAAUGUUUUCUUUACAAUAUUCUGAACUCGAUAAAAAGAACAUGCAAAGCUCUACAUACCCUGUGACGAAUAUAAACAAACAAAAAUUUUAAAACUUUGAGACCAUGCCAAGCACUUAGUAUAAUGAUAACAUAAUAUCUACAGUGUGAACCUAAAGAAGACCCAUUUAAUGUUGAGAAUGUAUUUGUCAGUUGUCAUAAUCAUCUAUACCGUAUUACGAAAUCAAUGGGAAUAAGUACGUAAAGCUUCAAUUAUAUAUAGUUGUCAAUUCCCAGCAUGACAAAUGAAUAAAGUGUUUUUAAAGUUGG